Molecule: messenger RNA, 741 nt
Organism: Nematocida minor
Lineage: Eukaryota; Fungi; Microsporidia
Exons: 1
Coding region: 1-741 (246 amino acids)
Source: RefSeq, a predicted model, not a curated record
AUGUGGACAGACUACAAACUUCUUCUUUUUAUUAUACUCUUCACUGCAUCUGCAAAGUCUUCCGUUGUCAUCUCCCCAGACUCCAACGAGUACCAGGUGCUUCCCAUGGCUGCACUCAAGGAGACGCAGAACGGAUGCACAGCACCGACAGGAAUUAAGCCAAUAGAUAGCAGUAAAAAAUGGCUGGGAAUGGUGCGAAAGGGAGGGUGCCCCAUUCUGACGAAAUACAACGUGCUAAAGGAUCUUGGAGCCUCAGGGAUGCUCAUACUCGAUGGAGACGGCGUGGAGUACACUGCAACUGAUCACUUCCACGUGGUCUCCAUCGAGAUGGCGAUGUACGACUCUCUGAUGAAGAUGUACGAAGAGACCAACAAAUACCCCUCAGUGAAGAUAGUCCACUCCUACAGGACAAGCAUGCCCAUUGUGCAGAUACUGUACAUCAUAUUCCUUGUGCUCAUGAUCUUUGUCUUUCCAAGCCUUUUCGAACGGCUCGAAGAGCCCCAGAUAAAGCUUGUGAAGCCAAAAGAGCUCUCGACUGUGUCGAUUAAAACAUACAGCGAGGUGCAGGGGGCAGAUAGAAAAUACGAGGAGUGCCCCAUUUGCUUUGAAAAAUUUGACCAGACUGAUUUCAUUCGUACACUGCAGUGCAAACACUAUUACCAUGGAAACUGCAUCGACCCCUGGCUGCUGAGCAGGAGUUGCAGAUGCCCAGUCUGCAACCAUGAACUAUCUUUUGCAUGA